Messenger RNA from Wasmannia auropunctata (little fire ant), 990 nucleotides. Its product is annotated as tetra-peptide repeat homeobox protein 1-like. The transcript has 2 exons. The coding region runs from base 1 to 705 and encodes 234 amino acids. NCBI's taxonomy places the organism in Eukaryota, Metazoa, Arthropoda, Insecta, Hymenoptera, Formicidae. The record is from RefSeq and is a predicted model, not a curated record.
AUGGCGGUACCAGUGUGCUCACUGCCGACCAACAUGAACAGCACCGACAAGCUGAAAGUGAUACUCCUGUGCGGCCUAGUAUUAUCGGUCGUAGCCGAAGAGGCGAAGAAGACCGAGUCUAGCGCCAAGCCCAAGGAUGAAAAGACGAAGCGCGGACUGGAGCUGAGUCUGGGUGAUCACGGUGGUUUCGGGGGCGGCUUCGACGGCGGUUUCGGCGGUGGAUUCGGCGGCGGCCACGGCGAAAUAAUCUCCACCGAUCACAUCAAGGCGGUGACGGUCACGAAGCACGUGCCGGUGCCGCACCCAUAUCCGGUGGAGGUCACGAAGCACGUGCCCUACCCGGUGAAGGUGCCGGUCAAAGUGCCCGUCGACCGUCCGUACCCGGUCCACGUGCCGCAACCGUACCCGGUGGAGGUCACGAAACACGUGCCCUACACAGUGGAGAAGCACGUGCCCUACCCGGUCAAGGUACCCAUAAAGGUGCCCAUCAAGGUGCCCUACCCGGUCAAGGUGCCAGUCAAGGUCCCGGUCGAAGUGUCGAAACCAGUGCCCUACCCGGUCAAGGUACCCGUGGUCGUCAAGGAGCCCUACCCCGUGGUCAUUAAGGGCCACGACGAGGGCGGUUUCGGCGGCGGUGAUUUCGGUGGAUUCGGCGGCCACGACUUUGGCGGCGGUGAUUUCGGCGGAUUCGGCGGACAUUAUUGAGGAGAAAAAUUGAAAAGCAUGAGAAGAAACGAAGGCCUCAACGUCUUCCCCCUUUUUUUGUUUUGACGACUCACGGCCCAGGAGACCGGGAGAUCUAUUCGAGGGAUCGAUCGUCGAGGGAUCGAGGGGGGCGAUCGGCAGCAGAAGCUGCCCACAUCCGUUUUUAUAGUAUAUAGAAGUCAAUGUACAAUGCGCAAAUUCUGUAAUCCUUCGCGAUCCUAUCCUCCGAAUUGUACUAUACACCCCGUAAAUGUAAAAAUGAAUAAAGUAUUUUUUUUUACAUAA